AUGCAGCCGGCCGUUAGACCCAAUGAUGCCCGCCGGUGUGGCAGGCAUCGCGCUGCUGGUUUCAAGCCCCAAGUUUAUCGGGUUGUGGAGCUUGCUCAGGGGACAGUCCCCAGUACGGAGGGCAAGCUUGCCAGUGGAUCCGUCUCGGGUACAGCCCUCCGCAGUGUCGCACACUUCUGCAUCGGAAUUGGGAAAGAACUGUGGCUGGGGCUGAAAUGGGCGCCGACUCGCCGAGGUCCGCAGGAUUCCGUGAAUGGAAAGACCCCGAGGCUAGCUCUGUCGUGGAAAGAGGUACCUUUUCCUUCCAUGGAUAUGGAGGGGUUCAUCCUGGGGCGAUGGUUCUUUGGUCGUCGUUCAAUAAUCGUCCGGGCUGAGGCCGAACUCGGCCGAGUCACGUGGGCAGAGGGGGAAAUGUCCCGCUGA
Messenger RNA from Penicillium cataractarum, 423 nucleotides. RefSeq lists its product as uncharacterized. The record is from RefSeq and is a predicted model, not a curated record. The coding region runs from base 1 to 423 and encodes 140 amino acids. The transcript has a single exon. NCBI's taxonomy places the organism in Eukaryota, Fungi, Ascomycota, Eurotiomycetes, Eurotiales, Aspergillaceae.